AGAGCGACGGAGUUCGACCAGCGGCCCGCAGAGCCCACCGCACCUCCGGCCCCCGCAGCAUUGCCGGUGACCAGGGAGAGGGAGCUCACCCCAAAUCUGUCCGGGGGUCCCCGAGAGGAAUUCCCAGUGCCAGACUUUGGCUGGGUAGAGGAGGAGAAGGCUGUGAGGAAGAGGAGGAUUCCUGCGGAUCCCCAGGCAGGUGAGGAGGAAGUCAGUGCCCCUUUGCCCCUCUCUCCUGCUCCAUCUCCCAGCCCAGCCUGGCCCCGGCUGCAGGACAACCCCGCUGCCGACGCCGUCCUGCCGGGGAUACACUGGGGGGAUCUCCUUGGCCUUCCCUCUGGCACGGAGGCAAAUCCCAUCCUGUCCUUGUCCUUCCUCCCCCAGACAAGGAGGCCAGGGAGGACAAAUCCCCUCAGCAGAACCUCGUGGAAGAGGCUGUUUUGAGCGGCUCCAUGGCACAGGAAUGCAACGGGGAGGAAAAGCCGCGGAGAUCCCGCCCGAGGAGGGGCUCCAAACCCAUGCCAGGGUGCUCCGAGGAGGAAGGACCCACCCUGUGCCAGGAAGGCAGCCAGAGAUGUGGCCCGAGCUCUGAGCUGGUGGUGCAUGAACAGCUUCACAAUGGCAAGAAGCUGCACCAGUGCUCGGAAUGUGGGAAGAGUUUCUGUGCAAAGUCCAGCCUGCUCCAGCACCAGAAGAUCCACACUGGGGAACGGCGCUACGAGUGUGGGAAAUGUGGGAAGCGCUUCAGGGACACCUCUCACCUGAUGAUCCACCUGAGAGUCCACACUGGGGAACGGCCCUAUGAGUGUGGGGAGUGUGGGAAGAGCUUCACUCAGAGCUCCAGCCUGAUUGUCCACCAGAGGAUACACACUGGGGAACGGCCCUAUGAGUGUGGGGAGUGUGGGAAGAGCUUCACUGCCAGCUCCAGCCUGAUUGUCCACCAGAGGAUACACACUGGGGAACGGCCCUAUAAAUGUGGAGAAUUUGGGAAGAGCUUCACUGCCAGCACCCACCUGAAGGUCCACAAGAGGAUCCACACUGGUCAACAGCCCUAUAAGCGUGGAGAAUGUGGGAAAGGCUUCACGAAGAGCUCCGACUUGGAAGGCCAUGAGAUGCUCUGCACUGGGAUAUGACCCUGUGUGUGUGGGGAGAGCGGGAACAGCUUCUGUGACAGCUCUGGCUUGAUCAUGCAGCAGACAGUGCACACUGGGGAAUGCCCCUACACGUGCUCAGAAUGUGGGAAGAGCUUCAUCCAGCACUCCAAGCUGCUUGUCCACUGGCAGAUGCACAGCGGAGAGAGGCCCUAACAGUGUCCUGAGUGUGGGAAGAGCUUGUCCCAGAGGUGUGGCAUGACCCAAGCGCAAUGGAGGCAGCAGGAGGGGAAGCCCUGCAAGUGCCCCGCGUGCGGGAAGAGCUUUGUGCGCUGCUCCAACUCCAUCCCCCGUUGGAGGAGCCCACUGGAUGAUCCCCAGUGAGCCCUGUUGGGCAGAGCCUUGGAGAUCCAUGGUCCUGGUGAUCCAUGGUGGGAAGACAGCUGGCUGGUGGUCUCCACAUCUUCCUGGCCUCCUGUGGGCACCUGGAUACAAAAAGAGCUCAAGGAGACGUGGCCAUGGAUGGUGACAUGGACAUGGGUGUCACGAGCCAAAGGAUGGUCGUGAUGGUUCGUUUUGAUUUCAGAGUGCAAAAAGAAGCAGUGAUAACUUAAUCCAAGUAAAAUCAAUUGUAUCUUUAUUGACACACACAAUUAUGCGAUAG
Molecule: messenger RNA, 1755 nt
Organism: Prinia subflava (tawny-flanked prinia)
Lineage: Eukaryota; Metazoa; Chordata; Aves; Passeriformes; Cisticolidae
Product: gastrula zinc finger protein XlCGF67.1-like
Exons: 2
Coding region: 453-1133 (226 amino acids)
Biological process (GO): regulation of transcription by RNA polymerase II
Molecular function (GO): DNA-binding transcription factor activity, RNA polymerase II-specific; RNA polymerase II cis-regulatory region sequence-specific DNA binding
Source: RefSeq, a predicted model, not a curated record